Molecule: messenger RNA, 991 nt
Organism: Vigna angularis (adzuki bean)
Lineage: Eukaryota; Viridiplantae; Streptophyta; Magnoliopsida; Fabales; Fabaceae
Product: LIM domain-containing protein WLIM1
Exons: 5
Coding region: 203-814 (203 amino acids)
Biological process (GO): actin filament bundle assembly
Cellular component (GO): plasma membrane; actin cytoskeleton
Molecular function (GO): actin filament binding
Source: RefSeq, a predicted model, not a curated record
GGCCAUUAUGAAUACAGCUAACUUUGUUUUUAUUUGUCUUUUCUUCAACUCUUAAAUAUUAGACCAAUGGACAAUUGAACAUGAUCACCACCUAUUUGUAAAUUUUCCCAUCCCAGAAUUUCGAAAAAAAUAAUACAAGGAAGAAAGAAAGUACUCACCCUCUAUUCAAUUCCCCAACUGAAAUUCUAAAUCACCAUUUGAGAUGGCAUCAUUUGCAGGCACCACCCAGAAGUGCACAGCUUGUGAAAAGAAAGUGUAUUGGGUGGAACAGCUUACUGCUGACAACAAGGUGUACCAUAAAUCGUGUUUCAGAUGCCACCACUGCAAGGGCACCCUCAAGCUGGGUAACUAUUGUUCCUUUGAGGGUGUCCUAUACUGUAAGCCCCAUUUUGAUCAACUGUUUAAGAUGACUGGAAGCUUGGACAAAAGUUUUGAAGGUAUUCCAAGAAUUGCCAGAGUUGAAAGAUCUGCUGAUCAGGUCCAAAACAACAAGGUUUCAAGAUUGUUUUCUGGAACUCAGGAAAAGUGUGUUGUUUGCAAGAAAACAGUGUACCCAAUUGAAAAGGUGGCUGUUGAUGGGAAAUCUUACCACAAGUCUUGUUUCAGAUGCACCCAUGGUGGUUGUGUAAUUAGCCCUUCAAAUUAUGUUGCCCAUGAACAUCUUCUCUAUUGCAGACAUCACCAUACUCAGCUCUUCAAGCAAAAGGGUAACUUCAGUCAAUUAGUGAAGCAUGAAAAUCUUCAACUCACCACUCAAAACACCACACAACAUCCAACUAAUGGCACUGCAACUUCACCUCAUGACUCUUCUUAGCUUUCACCAACUUCUAUUUCUUUCAUUGUUUAUGUUAUAAUACUUGAGUGCCAAGCUUGUAACCACAACUUUAAAUUUCUUUUGGAUUAUUUUUGUUAUUUUCACUUCAGAAGGAAUUCAUGUAUACUUUGCUCAAUCAUUUCAAUUAACCUCCUAUUGUUGCCCGUUUCGUGCAUA